UUCUAAUCUAAUCGUUUAUUUCACGUUUUCCCAAGUUUUAAUUUUUGAGGCCUGCGUUUUCUGCUGGAAUUUUUUAAUUUUUGAAAAUUUUAAUUGGCAUUUUGUUCUUUCCUUUAUUAAUUUUUAGUAUUGCGCACAAAUGACGCCUCCAGCAUUUCAAUUACCUCGACUCGCUACUGCUAAACACAUUCUUGGAUCUUAUGACACAUUUUUAUUCGAUGCUGAUGGUGUUUUGUGGAGAGAUGAGAAUCCAUUGCCUGGGGCCAUUGAUCUAGUCAAACAAUUGUCAGAUGUUGGAAAGCGAGUAAUUAUACUUACAAAUAAUUCCUCUCGGGAUCCUGUUGGACAUGCGGAGAAGGCUAAAAGAUUGGGAUUUUCAAACUUUACAUCUAAUGAUGUUUGUUGUCCAAGUCUAAUUCUUGUGGAUCAAUUAGAACAAAUGAAGAAAGAUCCAAAGUUUGCAUCCAAAGCUCAUCUGCCGAUCUUUUUAAUUGGACCGCCAGGUUUGGAAAAUUUUCUUAGGAAGCGUGGAAUUGAGUCAAUUGGAACUGGACCUGAUCCAAUGCCUGACGGAAAGUUAUUCACUCUCGACAAUGCUUCUGAUUUUGUCACAAAAGAACCUGUUUUAGCAGUUAUUGGAUCAUUCGAUUCACACAUUAGCUUCCCAAAAAUUAUGAAAGCAGUAAACUAUUUGCAUGAUGAUGAAAUGCCAUUUUUUGUGACAAACGAAGAUGCACGCUUUCCUGGAAAAGAUCCUAAUAUUGUUAUUCCUGGAGCUGGAACGAUUACUUCAAUGUUAAGAUACGUUUCUGGACGUGAACCAAUAGUUAUGGGAAAGCCAAGUUCCUUCUGUUGGGAUUAUAUUUGUAAAAAUUUUGGUGGUUCAUUUACACGAGAAAGAACUUUAAUGAUUGGAGAUAGAUGUGAAACGGAUAUUCAAUUUGGACGUAAUUCAGGCCUUAGCCUGAAUUACGCAUUGGAUCAGGUCCAGUUCCAAUUGACUCAAUUCCACGCUUCCUAA
Meloidogyne enterolobii is the source of this 1021-nucleotide messenger RNA. The record is from the annotation of a GenBank genome assembly. Lineage: Eukaryota; Metazoa; Nematoda; Chromadorea; Rhabditida; Meloidogynidae.